AAUGGAGAUUUCGGUGGAUAUAUCAAACGAGGAUUUCAUUUAUCAUUUACCAAAUGCCAUUAUUCUUGUGUGUUACAUCGUUCUAGGAAGUCUGGGGAAUGUUUCCGUACUUAUAGUGUACAUGAAAGACAUGAAAAAUGUCUUUAGUUCUGGACGCCUUUUUAUUCCGUUCCUGGCUUUUGUUGACCUUAUUACACUUAACUACAAUGGUUGGGUAGAAUUUGCAUCAGAAGUUCAGCAAUUCCAUGAGUCCAAGGACAAAGAAUUGGCAUGUAAGAUCAAUAAAUUCAUUGGUCUUAUUCUGGUUAUAACUUCCGGUUGUAUUUACUUCGCCAUCGCAGUCCACAGGUAUAUCUUAAUUUGCAGACCCCAUAGUAAAGAAUUUACACUGAAAGUUAAAAUCGCUGUCAUGGUCACAACAGUACUUUUUAUCGUGGGAGUGUCUGUUCCAAAUUAUAUUUUCUCUGGAUUCACUUCAAUUUCGAUAAAGUCGAAAAGAUUUAGAAAUGAAACAGAGACCGUCUUUAUAUGCGGCACGGACGAACACUUUGAAAAUGCUACCAGCUCAAAUGCAUAUCACUACAUUUUGACGGUAAAUUCUCUCAUCUGGAGUUCCUUAAUGGCCAUAAUUUAUAUAUUAGUGGGCAGAAGAAUACGCCAAAGAAUAAAAGAAACAUGCCCAAAACCUCACACAAAGGACGAUGACACAAUUUCUAGUGCCACAGAUUCGGCAAAUCAUGGCCGUAUCCCCGAUCAUUCACAAAGGCAGAAACCCAGACUUGUGAAACAAAUAACAGCCAAGUCUAUCACAACAUUCAUCACCAACAAUCGUCUAUCCUGGAUGUUUAUUCUGAUGACUGUACUCAAUGUUGUAUGUUAUGUACCGAAGCUGAUACUGGAUAUUCAUUUCAAUAGAGACCGGUACUUCUUCAUUGGAAAACCUAUGUCACUCUGUUUACUGCUAGUGUUUUUUGAUAACUUCUAUCUUUUUAACAACGUAGUUAACCCGUUCAUUUAUGGGUUCUUUGACAAAGAGUUUAGAAAUAGAUUUAAGAAGAGAUUUUGUACAUACUGUAAGUGACAAUUAUAAGACAUAUUAUGGUAUACAGGGAUAGAAUUGCCACAACUUAUUUUGAAAGUCUGUAAUCUAUGAAUUUUUGGGCAAUUCGAAAUACAGCACAAUAACUGUUAUAAAUGGACUUACAAUAUUGACUACUAAUUUAUUAGAACGAUCAACUUUCAAAAUAUUUUUAUUCUAUAGUCCAAGUAUUUAUUUCACUGUAGCACAGUGAAUAUUUUCAAUAGUUUGUCCUGUACAUCAAUAGAGAAGAGCACCAAUAUUUGACAGAAAAAAAAGUUA
Molecule: messenger RNA, 1360 nt
Organism: Saccostrea echinata
Lineage: Eukaryota; Metazoa; Mollusca; Bivalvia; Ostreida; Ostreidae
Product: neuropeptide FF receptor 2-like
Exons: 1
Coding region: 2-1081 (359 amino acids)
Biological process (GO): neuropeptide signaling pathway
Cellular component (GO): membrane
Molecular function (GO): G protein-coupled peptide receptor activity
Source: RefSeq, a predicted model, not a curated record